UAAGCGCGAAAUCUAGUAAGGAUAACUGCGUUUUCAGUACAGUUUCUAACGUCACAUCCAGCGUACGACAGACUAUCACUUCCGGUUGUCAAUGUAAAUGCAGUUAUGGCAGGCAAACAAUCUACGGAUGCCGACCGAUUCCAGUAUCUCCAGGCGCUAGUUACUGAAUUCCAGGAUACGGAUGGUGCAGAGGCCAAAGAACAGAUUCUGGCAAAUUUGGCUAAUUUUGCCUAUGAUCCAUGUAACUAUCAAGACCUCCGGCAGCUCCAAGUAAUUGAUCUGUUCCUGGACAUGCUAACUGAGGAGAAUGAAACCCUUGUUGAGUUUGGAAUUGGAGGUCUCUGUAAUUUAUGUUUGGACAAAGCUAAUAAGAGUCAUGUUCUGUCUUCGGGAGGGCUCAAGCUUAUCAUUAACUGCUUGUCCAGCCGACGAGAAGAAACUGUUCUUUCUGCUUUAACUACUCUCAUGUACCUAUGUACUCCUGCAUCCUGUGCUGAUAUUACUACCCCUGCUGUUGUGGAGUGUAUGGUCCGCUUCUCUCUUUCCUCUAACUGCAGAAUUAGAAACCUGGCAACAAUAUUUCUAGAGGACUACUGCAGUGAAAAGCAGGUCCAGGAAGCAAGAAGCCUGAGUCAGCACACAGCACUUGGCAUUCCACUUCCAGAGACUACUCCCAUGAAAUCAACAGACUAAAUAGAAGACCUGGGAUUUUAUUGAAAUAUAUGUUGCCUCUGUAGUGUUCCUGUGCCCUAUUAUCUGAUUGUAUGGUUAUUUAUAAGUAUAAGUAUUUAAAAGGGGAAUAAUAAUUGCAUACCUGAUGUUAGGGUACUUUACCUAGUCCAUCAUUGCAUUCAUCCAUAUGCUUAAUGGUUAGCCUAAUACAAAAAUGGACAUUAAACUUUUUUCCAGUA
Spea bombifrons (plains spadefoot toad) is the source of this 911-nucleotide messenger RNA. RefSeq names its product armadillo repeat containing 7 (gene ARMC7). Gene Ontology annotation, molecular function: protein binding. The record is from RefSeq and is a predicted model, not a curated record. NCBI's taxonomy places the organism in Eukaryota, Metazoa, Chordata, Amphibia, Anura, Pelobatidae. The transcript is spliced from 3 exons. The coding region runs from base 106 to 693 and encodes 195 amino acids.